AUGGCGAGCAGUCUCGCAAACAGAGCAGCUUCAAUGGAGAGAACGGCUAGCUUCUUUCGGCUCUCCUUCAGAUUUCUUAGAAAUUUCAGCGAUUCCACCACUACUCCUGCAACUUCGCCGGCGGUUGGGGAAGCCAAGAAGCCCAAGAGGAAGAAGAAGAAAAACCUAUUCGAGGUGGCUCAGUUUCUACCCAAUUGGGGCAUCGGAUACUUCAUGGCCAAGACUCACUGGAUCGGCGUAUCCUAUCAGAUCACCAAGAUUAAUCUCUAUAAGGAUGGUAGACACGGGAAGGCUUGGGGACUUGUUCAUAAGGAUGACAAGAAUCCUCCUUCUGGUAAGAGUCCCACAUAUGAAGGUUAUGCUUGUCAUGGGCAUAUGGAGCACAUUGCAUGA
Messenger RNA from Ilex paraguariensis (yerba mate), 393 nucleotides. Lineage: Eukaryota; Viridiplantae; Streptophyta; Magnoliopsida; Aquifoliales; Aquifoliaceae. The record is from the annotation of a GenBank genome assembly.